Messenger RNA from Phycomyces blakesleeanus NRRL 1555(-), 360 nucleotides. RefSeq lists its product as hypothetical. NCBI's taxonomy places the organism in Eukaryota, Fungi, Mucoromycota, Mucoromycetes, Mucorales, Phycomycetaceae. The record is from RefSeq and is a predicted model, not a curated record. Bases 1 to 360 code for a protein of 119 amino acids. The transcript has 6 exons.
AUGUCUUUUUCGUUCUUCUUUUCUGCUCCUUUCCUCUUUUCCAACAUACUCGUUUGCUCUCAUUUAAAUGCAUUCAUUUCACAAUUGCUGUCUAGAUUAACAAAGAUAAACACUGUUGAUCCCGUCUUUGAUUUCCCUUACAUUAUACAGCUGGAAAUGAUAUUACAUGUUCUAUCAAGUGUUUACAAAGACAAUCUAUCUCUGUUAAUAUAUAUUCUUGCUACUGGUAUUGAAAGAUAUCAUAAGAAACGCCAUGGAUUAUCAAUAUCGACAUCUAUUUUUUGCUCGCUCUUUUCCAAUAUUUACAAUACGAUUGAACUAUACUAUGGUUCAGAAUCCAAAGAAUUGCUCAAGUAUUGA